AUGUCAUCGUCAAACACCAGCCGCCGGUCGGGGACACAUGAACUUCAUCGAUACCUCUACGAUGACAGUAACCUUGUUGAUCGCUUGCAUCAAGGCUCCAGGACGCACGCCUUAAGGCUCGGAGCAACAACCCCGAGACAAGUCGCUCCUGACGGCAAGGCUAAUCAUUCUCAAUCAAGCCCUGCAGCAUCGCGGCAAAAGCGCAGGGACACUGCCGCAGUGCGCCAACUCGAAAGAGACAUGGAUGCCCGGACAGAUGCUCAGAUGCUCCGCACUGCUCGACAGGACCAAGCAAAUCGCGACCUGUGGCCCAAGUGA
Exophiala bonariae is the source of this 318-nucleotide messenger RNA. RefSeq lists its product as uncharacterized. The coding region runs from base 1 to 318 and encodes 105 amino acids. The transcript is spliced from 2 exons. The record is from RefSeq and is a predicted model, not a curated record. Lineage: Eukaryota; Fungi; Ascomycota; Eurotiomycetes; Chaetothyriales; Herpotrichiellaceae.